AGAAGGGGCCAGCCCGCGCCUUUCGCGCUUCUGCCCUGGCCCUCUGCGGGCCGCUCCGCCGGUGCUGUCCCUGGGCGCCUCCGUGCUCUCAGCCAACCACCUCUGAGAGCGCCCACUCGAGCGCCCCGGGAGCCAGAGGGCGGGGGUCCUCGCCGGGACCCUCCUGUGGGCCCAGGGGUGAGUGUUGACGUCUUCCCGACCCGCGACCUGCCGCCCGAGCUGGCUGCCAGGCCUAUCGCCGCCGCCGAGACCCUCCGGCCAACAGGGACCCGCGGUGGCCCCGGCCCCCCCGGGACAAAAGUGGCUCUCAAUCCAGCACAUGCACAUUGAAGCAAGUUAAAGGAUUUAAUAUGAAGCACAGAAGCAGAUAGUGCCAAAUAGCAAGCAGUAGUUGUUACACAUUUCUGGAAAAGCAGUGUCCGUGUUGUUAUGUACACCUCCAAAAAAAGUUCAAAUGUGUAGGGGAAUUGUUGUGUAAAGUAAACUGAACUGCAGGGUAGCAGUAUUUUAAUAGCUAUUAUAGACCUGUAUUUACUGUAUUUAAAUGAGUAAAGGAACAAGCAGUGACACAUCACUAGGAAGGGUGAGCAGGGCAGCAUUUCCUUCUCCCACUGCUGCUGAGAUGGCAGAAAUUAGUCGAAUUCAGUACGAAAUGGAAUAUACUGAAGGCAUUAGUCAGCGAAUGAGGGUCCCAGAAAAGUUAAAAGUAGCACCGCCAAACGCUGACCUGGAACAAGGAUUCCAAGAAGGAGUUCCAAAUGCUAGUGUGAUAAUGCAAGUUCCGGAGAGGAUUGUUGUAGCAGGAAAUAAUGAAGAUGUUUCAUUUUCAAGACCAGCAGAUCUUGACCUUAUUCAGUCAACUCCCUUUAAACCCCUGGCACUGAAAACACCACCUCGUGUACUUACGCUGAGUGAAAGACCACUAGAUUUUCUGGAUUUAGAAAGACCUCCUACAACCCCUCAAAAUGAAGAAAUCCGAGCAGUUGGCAGACUAAAAAGAGAGCGGUCUAUGAGUGAAAAUGCUGUUCGCCAAAAUGGACAGCUGGUCAGAAAUGAUUCUCUUGUGACACCAUCGCCACAACAGGCUCGGGUCUGUCCUCCCCAUAUGUUACCUGAAGAUGGAGCUAAUCUUUCCUCUGCUCGUGGCAUUUUGUCGCUUAUCCAGUCUUCUACUCGUAGGGCAUACCAGCAGAUCUUGGAUGUGCUGGAUGAAAAUCGCAGACCUGUGUUGCGUGGUGGGUCUGCUGCCGCCACUUCUAAUCCUCAUCAUGACAACGUCAGGUAUGGCAUUUCAAAUAUAGAUACAACCAUUGAAGGAACGUCAGAUGACCUGACUGUUGUAGAUGCAGCUUCACUAAGACGACAGAUAAUCAAACUAAAUAGACGUCUACAACUUCUGGAAGAGGAGAACAAAGAACGUGCUAAAAGAGAAAUGGUCAUGUAUUCAAUUACUGUAGCUUUCUGGCUGCUUAAUAGCUGGCUCUGGUUUCGCCGCUAGAGGUAACAUCAGCCCUCAAAAAUACUGUCUCAACAGCUGGAAAUAUAAAAGAUUUGCAAACUUCUUUGUUUCUGUCUCUGCAUUGUAUGCCAUUUUAUAGUCCACACCCUGAAAAUGUAUUUCUUCCAGAAAGUCUGGAGGAAGGACCUAUAUUUGUAGAAGUAAAGGUAUAUUCUGUCACUCAGCUGUAUUCACGUCUGAGCAGUUCUGCAGUAACACCUGCUUAAAAUUCUCCCUUUGCAUGUUUUGUAAAUAGGCUCCAGUUUUGUUUUUUAAAAGGAAUUUAUUUUUUGCCUCAUCAGUCCACCCAACUGAUUCUGAAUGGGAGAGAGUCUGUAGAGAAUUGAUUCAGAAAAGUGUCUGUGAAAGAAAAACAAUUAUUUUGUCCUGUUUCUCAAACAGUGUUAAGCAGUUUUGUUAAUAGACAUUUUUGCAUCGACACUUCAACAUUAACACUUUCAAAGUCAUGGUCUGGUGCCAGAUUUAAGAAACUCGAACCACCUAAUAUUUCAUAACCUUCUUCAUUAGGUACUUGUACAGAUUAAUUUCUAACAUUGCAGCAGUUUCAUAUGUGUGCAAUAUGUGCAUUCUUUCAUUUUAGUUUUGCACUUGGUUUUCUAUAAAGUACGUUUUUACUCAGUUCAUGCGUGAACAAUUUAAAAAACGACAGAAUAAGGUACAAAUGUAGUGUAUUUAAUAAACUGUCAACCAAAGAAGUA
Homo sapiens (human) is the source of this 2217-nucleotide messenger RNA. RefSeq names its product mitochondrial fission factor (gene MFF). The transcript is spliced from 10 exons. The record is from RefSeq and is a predicted model, not a curated record. NCBI's taxonomy places the organism in Eukaryota, Metazoa, Chordata, Mammalia, Primates, Hominidae. Gene Ontology annotation, cellular component: cytoplasm; synaptic vesicle; mitochondrial outer membrane. The coding region runs from base 545 to 1498 and encodes 317 amino acids.